This is a messenger RNA of Penicillium brasilianum, 6573 nucleotides long. Lineage: Eukaryota; Fungi; Ascomycota; Eurotiomycetes; Eurotiales; Aspergillaceae. The record is from the annotation of a GenBank genome assembly.
CCGACUCUUAAAUGGAGUCGUCUAGAUUCCCGUGCAGGCGUCGUGCACGGACCCCCUGUCCCUUUUCCACCUUCGAUCCUUCGAUUCUUCAGCUCCGUCGUUCAUCUCUCCCUGUUCACAUUGCAACGAAGUUCUACACCCUAAAUCGCAUGAGCCCAUGUUGGUCAGCUCCUUCGUCCCAGGUUGACUACUCUUCCAACGAAUUCUCCCAUCCUAUCCCAGUUCGGACUCAAAAUCUCUAAAAACGCCCACCUCUUGAAACCCCUGCCCGAUCGGGGGUAUCUUCACGUGGCCCGUGCUGCAGAUCACGUGUGCCCCCGUUCCGUUGGUUCGGCUCUCAAGAGGCUGCAAGUUGGAAAGUUGGAGAUUACCCUGUCCAAAGAUUCAGGAAGACAUCCCAGACAUUCGCCCCAUUGACAUUCUCUCCCGCAACAAACCACGAUAUUUGGCAUACCCUUUCUCAGCGAUUUGAACCCUCCACUUCAUUCCCCCUCCCCCUCUCCCUCGCAACUGAUCACGCCUCUUCAGUCUCCAGGUCAUCUCAGAGCAUGACCUGGUAAUGGCGUCUCGAUUUCCCCCUUCGUCCGGGUUUAACUCCCGCGACCGCUCCCCUCAACGGCUCGGGGAUCGUCGCCAACCCGGUGGCCCCCGUGGCCUUGACGACGGGAGUCCUUCGUUCGGUAGAGAACCUCCGCGCGGCCCCCGUGCACUCGUCGACUCCCCAGGUCGAGGCGGCUCCUUUGGGGCCAGUGAUCGCUUUGGUGGAGGUGGAGGUGGUGGCCGAGGACGAGGUUAUGGCCGUGGCGGCGACUUUCGCGACAGAGAUCGAGAUCGAGACCGCGACCUUCGAGAUCCCAGAGAUCGAGACCGCGACUUUCGCGACACGCGAGAUGGACCGCCGUUCCGGCGCGAUGUUGAUCGCGACUAUGGUGGUCGCCGAGACCGUGAGUUCGAUCCUCGACCCGAUCGCAUCGGUUUCGGUCGAGGUCGCUCCCGUUCGCCGACACGCGACUUUCGUGAUUUGAGAGAUCCUUCCGGCCGCGAUUUCGAUCUAGUGCGCAUGCGACGGAACUCGCGGGAUAGCAUCCUGUCUGCGUCGUCCGGAGGUCCGGAUGGGCCGCCUUCGAGUGGUGGUCAUCCCCAUGGUGGUGGCUCGAUGCGUGGUCGUGGCCGUGGUGACUGGGAAGGAGGCCGAGGUCGUGGUCGUGAUCCAUUCCGCCGUCGGAGUCGGUCUCGCGACGGUCGUCUUGGCUGGCCGGGUCGUGGACGGCCCUCCAUCUUGGAUCGUGACCGCGAAAGAGAUCUCAUCGAUCGUGACCGCCCAGUUGAUCGGGAGCGUGAGCGUGAGCGUGUGCUCGACCGAGAGCGCGAUCGUGAUACUGUGCGGGAGCGAGAACGUGACCGUGACAUGGACCGGCGCGAUCGAUUUGAGCGAAGAGACGAGUGGGAAGUUCGGCGUCCAGAUCGUGAGGAUCGUGACCGGCCGCUGGAGCCUUGGAAACGUGAUCGUCCUCCCAGCCGAACGGACAAUCGUGGCUCCAUCGCCUCGACCGUUGCCUCUACGUCCACCCCCACCGCAGUGACAGGUCCGACGGUACCAGAUCGGUUGCCUGAGCAUGAACCCACUGAACCAGUGCCCCGAAAAGCAUCGAUCAUUCCUGGCCCCCCGACGACGGAACUUCGACGUGAUAGUGAUCGACCAGAGCCAGCUCCAGUUCGAUUUGAACCUCCCAAGGAUGCAGGGCUUCUUGGCCAACAGUCUCCUCCCCCCUCUGCUCCCCAAGUCCCCGCCUUUGGCUCGGUGUCUGCGCCCAUUCCAGCCGUACCCCCUGCCAAACCACCAUCGGUCGAAGAUCGGACGAAGCCUGAGCCACCACCCCCAGUAGAAAAGGACCGACAACCGUUCCAACCACCCACUGGCCCAAGGGCCGAAAGAAGCCAGUCAUUGCAACCUGUCGAAUCUCGUGUGCACUCAUUCGAUGGCAAUCAUCGCCAGGAAGAAGCGGCUCGGGCUGCCAGAGCCUCUACUCACCUAUCCGACCGAUCACCGCCAACUGCCCCUGCUGCAAUGGCAAAACGAGACUCGAUUUCGGCAAACGUUGAACUCUACGCACCUGGAAAACCUAAUGUAGUGACAACCUCUCCAACCUUUACUCGACUUCCUCCGCCUGCUCCUCGAGCGCUGUCCCGAGACCCUUCCAUCUCUCCUCGGAUGCAACCCUCGAGUAUCCCAACCGGACCGCGCGCGUACCAGCGGCGGCCGAGCUCAUCACCGCGUGGUGGUGGUAACAAAGGGAUCAAAGCAUGGGGUCGUUCUAGUUUUGGUCGCACCCCAUCUGUCCCGAGCGCACCCAAGAAAGAGUCUGAUGAGCAUGAGGGGAAGUUCUCGGCAGACGAUAAAUUGCAUCAGCACGUGUUGCUUGAAGCAUCACCUGCAGCGGAGGAGCCGAAGAUCAUCAAAGAUGCUUCACCGGAGGCAGUGAAGACAACUCCCCCGCGCCGCGCCUCUAUGGAGCUUCCCAUCAGAACUAGUCCACAGCCCGUCUCAUUCGCGGAGGCUAGCCCAGUGAGAGAAAAAGAAGAGGUAGUCCAAGAAGACACCACAGGGAUUCAAAAUGGCGUACGAGCCAGUGAUGACCGUGAAGCAGAUGAAGAGACAGCGGAGGGCCCGGACGCAGAGAUGGAGGUUGAUGAAGAAGAGGAGGAAGAGAAAGUCGUUUUCACGAAAGAGUACCUGGAAGAGCGAAAGCAGACUUUUGAAAAGGAAAUGCAAUCUCUGCGGUCUGAAAUGCCUCUUUCGCCAUUGGAGGAUCCAAACAUCGUGUCUCUUUUGCUGAGGAUUCAGAUGCUUGGGAAAAUUGCCCAGGAGGAGCCAGUCGAGCAGCCCACCGCGCCGAUUCCGUCUGUGGAAGAGGCCGAAGAGCCGUCGACUGUCCCAACCGAGGAGAAAGUGGUUUCGUUUGCCCCGACGGUUCUUGAUCGCGAUUCAGAAUCCGUUCCCCUCACGGUUGUUCCUCCAAUUGCCACUCGCGAGCAAAUCACCGUCGAAAGCCUGCCAUUCUUGCAUUCGGGGCCUCCCACUCCCAUUUCUGAUCUGGAGGUCUGCCAUGAGAACAAUUCCACCCAAGAACGUCUCAAGGAUAUGAUCCAGAGCGAGCUUAUUCGGCGGCAGAAGGAGGUUGCCAAGAAGAACGCCAUUCUUCGAGAGGAGUACAUGUCUUAUUACAAGCGUUGGCGUUUGGACGUUUGGGAACUGGAUCGACUGAAGGAAAAGAAGCCCAUGACGCCGGGUCCUGCUUCCCCUCCGGCACCGCCCAUUCCCACUCCUCCCGUGGCCGUUCCCGAAGGCCGAGAAGGUCGACGGUACAAAGGAAACAGCGAACUUGAUUUCUUGAACGCAUUGAAGGCAUCCGAAAUCUCGGCUCAGGAGGAGCUGGAACGCCGACGAACGAAAAUGGCGACGGCUCGACCUGACUUGGCCCGCGAAGCGGUGAUUCCAGAUAUGCUGGAACCCCGACAGGUGAAAGCAGGCAUUUACAAGGAUGUCAAUAACACCAUUGAAGCAAGCCACGCGAUGGAAGUAUUUGGUUUCCUGCCACCACCCAACGAUUUCACACCCGAGGAGCACCAAUUGUUCACAGAUGCGUUCAUGGCGUAUCCGAAGAAAUGGGGCAAAAUUGCAGAGUCUCUGCCUGGUCGUGAUUUCAAGCAGUGCAUCAUUCACUACUAUCUUACCAAGGAAGAGAUCAAAUACAAGGCCAAGCUGAACAAACGCUGGAGUCGACGAGGCAGAGGAAAAGCGCGGUCUUCUCGACCCAAGUCUAAUGCUCUGAUUGCCGAUUUGGGAGUCGUUAAGCCUGACUUUGACGGCGAAGACGAGCAGCCUCCUCCUGUCACCGACACUGGACGCCCACGGCGUGCGGCAGCUCCCACUUUUGGUGAUUCCAACGAAACCGAAGGCUCAACCCCCAGUGGUCGCCGUGGCCAGUCCGCCAAAGAUGGCGAGCUUUCCGAGAAGCCCAUUGCUCGGCGUGGCGGACGAACUGCUGGUGCCCGGACUCAACGACGUGGUGCCAAAAGUGCCCAACCAGAUUCAAAAGCCCAGACUCCCGUACCUCCAAGCAAUCCUCCUCUUGCGGCGGCCCCCAAGGUGGAACUGGGCAUGGACGGAAUGAUAGAGGCCGCCCCUGUGCCACAGGAAAAGGAAGUCGUGGAGAAAGAGGCUCCACCACCUGUCUCGCGCCCCCGAGCCGGUCGUGGAAGGGCAAAGGAGGGAGUGUAUAUCUUCGAAUCCACAGAAACCGACCCAGCCCUGGUGACGCCCAAGGCUUCAGAGAGCGGUUAUGGGUCUCUUCAACCGACCAGUUAUUGGUCCGUGCCCGAGCAGCGUGAUUUCCCUCGCUUGUUAGCACACUUUGGUCGUGACUUCGAGGGCAUCUCGAAUUUCAUGAAGACCAAAACCACGGUGAUGGUGAAAAACUACUUCCAGCGACGUCUUGACUCCGGACAGAAAGAUUUCGAAGAGACUGUGGUGAUGGCAGAGGAAAAGAAAGCUCGUGGCGAACCAACAGGGCCUCUUCCAGUCCCCAGUGUCGCUCCAAAGCGCCGUUACGAAGCAACCCCAUCGGCCAUUGUUCCACGUCCGCUUGCUCCUCAUGGCGAGCUGAUGCCUGAGACGGAAGAUGGUCGAUUCCCCUCAAAAGGCAAGCCUAUUGCCAUGUCACCUCAACCUAUGCCAUUGCACGGUCGACCCAUGUCCGAGAAUGAACGAACUCCCAGUCGUUAUGCACCACUCGCGCAAGCUUCCACUAGUGCAACAGCCCCAUCUGUUGCUGCUACUCUCGGUGAGGAUCCCUCGCGGGCAAUGCGUACACAGGCUCCGCCUUCUCGCAUGCCAGGUCCUCGCCUCGGAUUCUUCACUGAUGAACGUCGUGAUUCGACGAUUAUGCCAGCCACUGGCCAGCGUGCUCAAGAAAUGCAGAUGCCCUCUCGUCAUUCUGCGGGGGCGAGUAUGCCCCAAGAUCUGGGCCGAAUGGAUCCCUUAUCCUCGCCGGCUUACAUGCCCGGGCAACCACCAUCGUCUCUUCUACCUCCUUCUCAUUCCCGCCAUACAAGCCUCACUCAGGCCCCGGGUUCGCCAUCGCAACUCUCACGGCCGGAGCUUGACAUAGCCUCGGUUCAUCGCGAUCCUUUCGCGCAAAGGGCUUAUUAUUCGCUACCGGGACAAUCUGGAAUUUCCCACUCCCCUCGUCCAGGUCUUUCACCCGUCAAAGAUGCUCCGCGUCCUAGCGCGACACCGGUCCCCGAGUCAACUCCUCGACAGGUGCCUGCGAAGCGUUCAAACAUUAUGAGCAUUCUCAAUGAUGAGCCCGAAGAACCUCAGCCACGAAAGCGGUUUGCCAGUGAGGUCCCCUCUGGCCCUGGCCCUAUGUCUGCGUCAAGAUCUGUCUAUCAACCUGGCGAGUCAGCUCGUCUUGAGGAUACAGGUAUGCCGGGCUCUGGGCAGAAGUCUUCGGGCUAUGGUCAGCCAAGUCCGUACCAAACGCCGGGCCGUGGAUAUCCAGAUUAUGGCAAUUAUGGGCCCCCUCAGGGUGGCUCGGCAGGUUCGGCCAACAAUGAUUGGAUGGCGCGAUUCGACCCCAGGGCGCAACAAGGAGGUCCACCAGCACAAGUUCAGCCUCCGCCUCCACCUCAAUCAUCGCAGAAUGGUCGCUCAGUUUCGUCACUGGCUGCUCAAGGCUCCUACGGACACUAUGCAUCCACGCAACCCCAACAUGGUGGGCCGCUGAAUGCCAUGCCCGUGCCAUCUCCUGCACCUACUCCGCCGCCGGCUGGUUCUCAGCGAUCUGCCUAUCCCAGCGUCUUCUCGCAGCCUGGCGCCCGUGAGAUGGUCUCGCAAACCUCAGGCUACCGCCCUUCGUCGCCUCCUCCACGAGCCAGCACCGUUGCAUACGGCUCCCGUCCGGAGCCACCGACGCCCGCUCAGUCAUCGAACAAUCUCUUUGGUAUGGCGCCUCGUCAACCCGGUUCGCAGCCUUCGUACUCCUCUGCUGCUCCGUCUAGCGCGGCAACGACCCAGCAACACGGUCAAAGCUAUCAUCAGCACGUCCAGACCCUGGUCAAUGGUGCCCACCAGCCGCAUCGCUCAACUCCUGUCGGGUUGGCCGGUGGCACUCCACAAUAUGGACACAACACUCCUCCACCGCAGGCCCAAGGCCGAUCGAUGCCAUCGCUGGCUAACCUCGGGCGGUCUUACACUCCUCCUUUAGCCAUGCACCCUGGUGGUAUGGGCUACGCACAGCCACCACCCUCGGCUUCCGGGGGGAUGCCACCUUUACAUCAGCGACCGCCGGGUCCGGGUGAGCCCCCCAGUCACACGCCCGGUCAUCACCGGGUCUACAGCCAAGGUUCGGUUCAAGGGGGGCUACCGGGUUCAUUGCAUCCGCCGUCGCAGCCGCCUCGCUAAAUCCCUAAUGCUGGAUGAGCUGGUCUCUGAUGGCUAUGAACAGUAAAAUGGUUUCCGCAUGGACAGGAUCAGCUGUACAUAUGGACGGGGUACAGUCCUCUCUCAGC